This is a messenger RNA of Magnolia sinica, 692 nucleotides long. Its product is annotated as protein CURLY FLAG LEAF 1-like. The record is from RefSeq and is a predicted model, not a curated record. Gene Ontology annotation, molecular function: protein binding. The transcript has 3 exons. Bases 31 to 585 code for a protein of 184 amino acids. Lineage: Eukaryota; Viridiplantae; Streptophyta; Magnoliopsida; Magnoliales; Magnoliaceae.
UAACUUAUACUGCUCAAAGAACACUGUAGCAUGUCUCAUUAUCAGGAUUCAGGACCAGCUCCAAACAUGGCGACGAUAACGGCAUCUUUGGCGAGAUCUCUCCAGAACUGCUCGAUUUCCUCCAGCUCUCCUCAGGCACACGAGUCCACGUCAUCAUCCUCUUCUCCUUCUGCCGCUGCUGCUGCUGAGGCAGCUACUUUAGAACUCAAUUCCCACGUCUCUCUUCCUUAUCAAUGGGAGCAAUGCCUCGAUUUAAAGACAGGAGAGAUUUACUACAUAAACUGGAGGAGCGGAAUGAAAGCGAAAGAGGACCCAAGAAAAGCUGCGAGAUUUGAAAGAGAUUACUACUCGGAAGAAGAUAGUUCGGAAGAGAGCGAGGGAGGAGGAGGAGGAUCUUGUUUAUCUGCUUCUUCUACUUCUUCUCCUACAAGGGACGUUUUCCGCUACGAUGAAGACCAUGUUCUCGUUGUUGCGGGCUGCAAGAGCUGCCUCAUGUAUUUCAUGCUGCCAAAAACGGUCGUAGAAUGCCCGAAAUGCGGUGGCAUGAUCAUGCAUUUCGACCGGGUGGAGAACGGAUGCUUAUGAGAUUUUUUAGCUGAUUUUUUCCAACUUUUGAAUUUCUGUGAUCUUGUUUUGAAGAUUUUUGGGUGUGGAUUCCAUUAAAGAGAAAUGGGUUCGAUUCCUUUUUUUCA